Molecule: messenger RNA, 1839 nt
Organism: Rubroshorea leprosula
Lineage: Eukaryota; Viridiplantae; Streptophyta; Magnoliopsida; Malvales; Dipterocarpaceae
Source: the annotation of a GenBank genome assembly
CAUGAUGCAUUAUGUGAAGCCGGUCAUCAACUCGUGACGAUCCAGAAACAUCUCUCCCCAUGGUACGAUCAAAGCAAGUUGCCCAUCGUUUUUCUCAAUGUUCCAUCAUCAUUUAGUGGAGUCUCCAAUCUUUUCCUUAGAGUUCGUUGAGCUGUCCCAUAGUUUAGUCCUUUGUAAUGUAUAAAUGUCUUAAACAAUUAAUUUCAAUGCAUAGCAUUCAAAACAUGCAACGUUAAACAAAAAAGAAACGACAAACAUCGUACAUACUAAAAUCUCCCACUGAAAAAAUAAGAUCAUCAGUUUUUCUCCAUCACCCAAUUUCUCAUGGCUUCCAACCUGAAUCAACUCCAUUUUGUUUUGAUCCCAUUGAUGUCCCCAGGCCACCUUAUACCCAUGGUAGACUUGGCUAAGCUGCUAGCAAAACACGGUGUGGUUGUUUCCAUUGUCACCACCCCCGGAAACACAGUCAGGUUCAAGCCAACCAUUGAUCGUGCCGCAGAAUCAGGUCUCAUGAUCAGAAUUCUCCAGCUCCGGUUCCCGGCAGUGGAGACUGGAUUACCGGAGGGAUGUGAAAACAUUGACCAGCUUCCCUCACGGUCCAUGAUGAAGAACUACUUCAAUGCUGUCAGCAUGCUACAAGAGCCAUUCGAGCAGCUGUUUGAUAAGCUACAGCCCCGUCCCUCCUGCAUAAUCACUGGGAAGAAUCAGCCCUGGACGGUGAAAACUGCUCUCAAGUUUAAGAUUCCAAGGAUUUUCUUCGACGGAGUGGGCUGCUUUGCCUUCUCUUGCACCUAUAAUCUUGAGGUCUCUAAGGUGCACGAAACUGUCUCCAGCAAGUUUGAGCCCUUUCUGGUACCCGGUUUGCCUCAUCGGAUAGAAUUAACCAGAGCCCAGUUGCCGGAAAACCUUAACCCCGGCGCAACAGAUUUAACCUCCGUUCGUGAUAACAUCAGAGCAGCAGAACAAGAAUCAGAUGGGAUCAUCGUUAAUACUUUUGAAGAACUAGAAACAGAGUACAUCAAAGAAUAUAAAAGAGUCAAAGGAGGAAACAUCUGGUGCAUCGGCCCUGUUUCAGGUUGCAACGAAUUGAAUUCAGAUAAGGCCGAAAGAGGUCAGAAAACCUCAAUUGAUGAGACCCGGUGCUUGAAAUGGCUCGAUUCAAAGGAACCCGCGUCCGUUGUUUACGCCUGCCUCGGAAGCAUAUGCGGCCUCACGACGAACCAACUCGCGGAGCUUGGUCUUGGAAUCGAAGCAUCGAGCUAUCCGUUCAUUUGGGUAAUCAGAGAAGGAAACAAAAACUCGGAUGGAUUGGAGAAAUGGAUUUCCGAAGAAGGGUUCGAACAGAGGAUCGAAGACAGAGGACUUAUAAUACGAGGUUGGGCGCCGCAGGUUUUGAUCCUGUCUCAUCCUGCUGUUGGCGCGUUUUUGACGCACUGCGGCUGGAACUCGACGGUGGAAGGGUUGUGCGCCGGAGUGCCGAUGAUAGCAUGCCCCCUGUUCGCCGAGCAGUUCUAUAACGAGAAGCUGGUGGUGGAGGUGUUGGGGAUAGGGGCGAGUGUGGGAGUGGAGGCGGCGGUGAUAUGGGGAUUGGAGGAGAAGGCUGGGUUAGUGAUGAAGAGGGAGCAAGUAAAGAGAGCUGUGGAGGAGGUGAUGGGGAGAGAUGAAGAAGCAGAGGAAAGAAGAAGGAGGGUAAGGGAAUGGGGGGAGAUGGCAAAGAGGGCUAUUGAGGAAGGUGGAUCUUCUUACAAAAACAUGGAAAUGAUGAUCAAAUAUGUUCUGCAAAAAUCUAGUGAACUACAUUAAUUGAUGAACAAAGAUCUAUAAAACGCUUAUCAAAUU